Molecule: messenger RNA, 1260 nt
Organism: Oryzias melastigma (Indian medaka)
Lineage: Eukaryota; Metazoa; Chordata; Actinopteri; Beloniformes; Adrianichthyidae
Gene: mrpl3
Product: mitochondrial ribosomal protein L3
Exons: 10
Coding region: 172-1194 (340 amino acids)
Biological process (GO): translation
Cellular component (GO): ribosome; mitochondrial large ribosomal subunit
Molecular function (GO): structural constituent of ribosome
Source: RefSeq, a predicted model, not a curated record
CUCUUGUUUGGAGUUCUCGUGCCGCGGAACUGUUUGCAGUGACGUACCGGAAGCAGGGAGGGUGACAUUUGUAGCAGGCGUGUGUUAGCAUGAGAUUUCUUUUUUAAAACGCCAUGUCUUUAUAGUUUUCACAUUUCCCUUCUUGUUUUAAAUCUUUGUACCGAGAGCGUAAUGGCGGCGUGGGGCUGCAGGUUCAUUCUUCAACGUGGAAGCCGCUUUAUUCCUCCAAGAACAGUCCAGAGCUCCUCCCAGAUGGUUGGCUGCAUCAGAACUAUGAAGAACACAACAUGGUUUGAGGAGCACCUCACAGAGGACAACCAGAAGUACAUGAGACACAGCAUAGGCGAGGAGUACAGAAAACAGACGGCUGAAAAGCUCAGUCCUCUCAAAGACGAGCCGUGGCCUCGACACGAGUGGACAGAAGGGAGUAGAAGAGUCGGGUUAGUUGCUGUCAAACUUGGGAUGGUGCCCAUCUGGACCAAAACAGGAGAAAGACAUCCGGUCACCAUGUUACAGGUGCAGGACUGCCACGUCAUAAGGUGCAUGUCUAAAGAGGAAUAUGACGGCCGUUCUGCUGCUCUCGCUGUGGGUGGGAAAAAUGGAUCACCGUUUCAUAGGACGGAAAGUUCCAUGGAGAUGUUCAGGAAUGCAGGAGUGCCCCCCAAACAGAAAAUGACCAUCUUUAAAGUGUCUGACAAUGCCAUCAUUAAGCCAGGCACUCCUCUGUAUGCAGCACAUUUCCGUCCGGGCCAGUUUGUGGACGUCACAGCCAAAUCCAUCGGGAAAGGCUUUCAAGGUGUAAUGAAGCGGUGGGGAUUCAAAGGUCAGCCCGCCAGCCACGGUCAAACCAAAACCCAUCGCAGACCAGGAGCUUCUGGACCAGGGGGGGAUCCAGCCAAAGUUUUCAAAGGGAAGAAGAUGCCGGGACAAAUGGGGAAUGUGUUUGUCACAGCUUAUGGACUGAAGAUAUGGAGGGUCAAUACCAAGUAUAACGUGCUGUACGUCCACGGCUCCGUCCCCGGACACUCAAACUGUCUCCUGAAGGUUAGAGACACAGUCCUGCCAACCAGGAGGUCCACCAUUCUCAACCCUCCUUUUCCUACCUACUUCACCGAAGAGGAGGGCGACCUGGACGAAGACCUGUACGAUGACAACCUGUUUGUUCACACAGACCCAUCAGUAACUUUGACUUGAAUACAAACCCUUCAUCUAUCCGUGUGUGAAGUCUUGAAUAAAAUCCUCUCUGAGAUGCUCUUGAAA